GCCUUUGGAUGAUGGGGCCUCGGCCAACCUGAGCUCGCUGUGACGAUGGGGACUGGAGUCCAGCGCAGCCGGAGACGUCGGGGCUGGGACCACGGGGGGCCGUGAUGGGAGCUGUCUGGACGGUUGGAAAGUCAGCAACUCCCCGGUGGCGGCGGCGAAGACCCUGUUGGACUGACGGCCCUCUCGAUCCCGGAGCCGCUGGUCGUCCUGAGCCGAUGGAGCAUCUAACUCAGGUCUCCUGAAAAGCAAUGGCCGCUGCCUCACCCCUGACCAUCUCACCCUCUGAACGGAAGGUCCCCUUUGGCAUCGUAAAGUCUCCCAUCUGGCCACCCCACUGCGUUGCCAUGCACGUCACCCGGCCAAAAUCUGCCAAGGGGCGCACACGGUCCAACUUGAGCUAUUCCCAGAGUGUCGGGGCCUAUUCCUAUCCAGUGCCAUCCUCCCCCCAACCUGUCACCCCUGGGGAGGAAGCGGUCAGUAGCCGGAGGGCAGCAUCCUCUCAGCAGCUGUUCCAGCCCGUUCAGGUCUUUCCGGCCGAAGUCCCAGACCUCCUCCAACAAGUGCCCGCGAGAACCUCAUCUUCCCUCAACAAGUACAGGGUGUUGCCGUCCAUCAGCCGGAAGGAUCGGAGGAUGGGCGCUGCAGGAGCGAUGUCCGAGCAGGCCAGUCAGCUCCCAGCCGGUGCUCAGGAGGAGGAGGAGGAAGAGGAGGAGGAGGAACAGGAGUCCCAGGAUCCCUCUCUGCUGGGGAAGGGGCCCACCCCGCUCAUGGAGGAGCAUAAGGGGGGUGGCGGAGAGUAUGCCCAGGCCCCCUUUUCUCCCCUGGAGAGGCCGCAAUUAAAUAAAAGGAGAGAAGGGGGCUCCCCCACGCUGGCCCUGAACCUGGAGGAGCCCUGCGAGAAAGAGCCAAGGCUGCUGCUGGCCAUCCGCUCACCUUCGGGGGAAAGGUUCGAACGCUACUUCCGGCCCACGGAUAACCUGGGGACUGUGGUCGCCGCGGCGGAACAGAAGAAUGAGGCCGCCUACCGGCGCUGCAGCAUCGGGACGGUGGAAGUGCCCCGAAGGACCUUCUCGGACCUCACCAAGUCUCUGCAGGACUGUGCCAUCUGCCACAAGUCGGUGCUGUGCAUCCUGCUGGAAGAGCAGGAGGGGGAGCUGUAAGCAGCUGGCGCGCUUGUGCCUUGCAUUAAACCCCACUGGAAGAAAACGCACCCCCAGCGUCCGCUCCUUUAGACCCAGCCGCUCGCUCGCCCAGGUCGCCGGGCACGUCCCAAAGGGAUGCCCAGUGCUGCUUCACUCUCGAGCACUGCACUUCCCUUUCAUGGGCUCCCCCAUCUCCGUUCCAACUGGUCCACAGGCAGGGGUUUCAUUUUCAAGAGUUUGCUUUGCACUGCAUUUUUUUUUCUUUUUGAUUUCUUUUUGGCCUGAUCCAAUUCGGUUUGAAUCUAGAAGAGCGGUAAGGAAGCCAAGUCAGAAUAAGCAUAGGGCUACCAGGAACUCUCCGCGCUGUGCCUUUUGUUCUGAAUUCUCUCACUUACACGGCUUUGGUUCAACAAGGAACGUGCAGAUAUUCCAUGAUGAUUUUUUUCGGGGGCGGGGGAGCAAAAGCUUCCGCACAGGAUACAAAGACCGUUUUUGGCUUUGAUGGAAGGCCGGGGCCCCGAUGCUUUAUUUCAAGGCUUCUGCUCCAUUCUGUGGUGGCGGUGGUGGUAAAGACCUUUGGACUCGCUCAGCCUCCCAAGGUCUGUUCCUGCAUUUUUAAUCAAAUGUUUCUUUUACAAGAUUAUGGCACAAAUUAAGUCUGGAAGGAUCCUCCCCAAAUGGGUUUUCCCUCCAGUGUACAUUUGAAAUUCAGUGUUGUUUUUGGCAAUAGGUUCAGAGCCCUUCGACCUUUGGAUUGCAGAAACGCAUUCACGGCAAGGGUGUGUUGGCAUUUGGCAUCCUGGUCUCGCUUGAGUUCUGCCUGGACAGGUGGCUUUUCCUGAAGGGUUGCUGGCGCGCUUUCAAGAACAAAUCAACCUGUUUCGAUUAAGAGUGGCCUGUUUGUGUUAUCAAAAUGCCAUGUGUUUUUUUUCCCUUAAACUGUAUUUGAAUGUUAAAAAAAAAUCUUUCUCUGUCCACAGGCAGAGUUUGAAGUCUCAGUAUUCUGCACAAAGAGAUAUGCUAAAAGAGUGGACAGCUUGCCAAAACA
Molecule: messenger RNA, 2190 nt
Organism: Python bivittatus (Burmese python)
Lineage: Eukaryota; Metazoa; Chordata; Lepidosauria; Squamata; Pythonidae
Source: RefSeq, a predicted model, not a curated record